Scomber scombrus (Atlantic mackerel) is the source of this 3399-nucleotide messenger RNA. RefSeq names its product family with sequence similarity 234 member A (gene fam234a). NCBI's taxonomy places the organism in Eukaryota, Metazoa, Chordata, Actinopteri, Scombriformes, Scombridae. The transcript has 13 exons. The record is from RefSeq and is a predicted model, not a curated record. Gene Ontology annotation, molecular function: protein binding. Bases 351 to 2000 code for a protein of 549 amino acids.
ACAGAGGAGAGUAAAGACAAACAACAGGGUGUGCUGCGGUUUGUUGUUGUGCUGAGAAAUCUCUGGAGGCAGUGCUGGCACGUCUGAAUAGGCUCAGACCCACAAAGGAUGAUGCAGCAGAAUUAGCUGGACUCACAGACAAUGCUGCCUUCAGUAUUUUUUUGAUGUACUAUAUCUAUGAAUGCCAGCUAGUUUUGUCCGUUUUUUUUUAUUUAUUGCUGCCUACUUUGACACAUGCAGGUUUGUAGCUCACUCAAAGCAGGGGCAGAUACAGAGGCAGACUGUCAUCCUAGGUGUGUCCACUCACUGUGUAGUAGAGACCUGUGGGCUGGUAAUGCAGUGAGGAAGCAAUGGAGACCACAGACCGAACCACUGAGGGCGACCCUCUGAAGAGUGGAGAGGAUGGGGUGGAGACGAUAGCAGUACCUCCAGCAACAGAGCUGAAGGGGAAGAGUUGCAAGGAGGUCUUGGGUUUUUCUAAACUGACCCACUGGCGAACCGCAGUUUUCUUCCUCUCCUUGUUUCUCUGCCUCACCAUUGUGUUUGCCUUCUCCUUCGUCAUCCCCUGUCCCGUCAGACCACAGUAUCAGACUUCCUGGAACAGGACUUUCCUUGAAGCAGCAACUUAUGACUUCGUAGCAAUUGAAAACACAGGCAAAGACAAGGUGAUGGAUGUCCUGUUUAUCCUGAAGAAUGCGGACGGCAGUAAGAACGAAACAUGUGAUGCUUCAGGUCUGCCCUCGCCAUGUGUGUUUGUCGUAGCAGUGGAUGGGACAGAUGGACACACUCUGUGGGAGAGUGCGCUGCAGCCUGAGUUCCACUGGGCCCAGUGUGGUCUGGAUGAACAGACAGACAUGGGAUGGGACUGUCUGCUGUCCCACUCUGACCAGCUGUCAGCAAUUGACAAACUCUCUGGUGAAGUCAAGUGGAAUCAGUCUCAGCCUACUGGUCUGAGCAGCACUGUGCCUGUGCUCAGUGUCCCAGAUCUGGAUGGGGACCAGGUCAGCGAUGUUGCUCUAGUGGCUUCUGACAACACACAGACUCAGCUGGUAUUCCUCUCAGGGAAGACGGGCGUCCAGAUUGGCUCUACGGUGGUUGUUGACUCCACAGAUACAACCAAUCACCUCCUCUAUCGCACUACAGAUGGCUCUCACUAUGUGCUACUUCAAAAAGACACUGGCUUGUAUGGAUUGGCACUGUGGAGGAUCGCUGCUAAAGCUAAAGCAGGGUUCGAGGUGGGCCUCAAGAAGGAUGAACACUGGGAGAAAAAUGCCCCUGCCACAACUGGUCUUAUACCAAUCUUCUUGUCUGACUCAUUGAAACAAGUGCUGAAAAUAGGAGAAACGGACAAAUCCCCUAACCUGCUGCUUGUGACUGGGAAUGAGGUGGCUUUAGUUGAUGGAAAAAAAUUGCAGCCACUGUGGAGUUUCAAUACCAGCUCAGUCCUCGGUGAGCCCUCCUUCGGUCACUUUAACAAAGAUGAUGUACUCGAUGUUGUGGUUGAGGAGUAUAUCGGCAACUACUCAAAAAGGAUAAUAAUCCUGGAUGGGAAGUCUGGUGGUGUACUGUGGGAAGUCGAGCUUUUGGCCAGUCCUAACUCACCUCGACCCGUCUCGAUACACACCACCAACAGUUUCUCCAUCUUCAUGUUUUGGGGCCUGAUGCCCUCAACAGAGACCAACUCUUCUUCACAUGUAAAGGGGGAACGACGCUCUUACAUGCUGCAUCCUCUGUAUUCCAAAGUUCUUCUUGAGUCAACCAAUGUCUUGGACCACAUCGUAUCAUUUAAAGCUACGCUGUUGGAGCGUGGCCGUCACGCUGCCUACAUCCUGCUGACAGGUCCUGGGACACAGGGAGCUGAAGGCACUGUGGUCCUCAGCAAGCGAAAGCUGAAGCAGGACGUCCCUUUCAGCAAGGUUCUCCGUAUCGGCACCAGUGGACCAGAGACCAACGAGGACAUCAAAGAGGCCUUCAACCGACUCCGCUUCAGUGAUCAGUGAGAGGUGCAUGCAGCAUGCACCAUUUUAGAUCCAGUUUGUGCCUCUUAUAUAUUACCUAACAUCCGAGUCACAAAGGUGAUUAAAGAUACUUCUCCAUCCAGACGGUCAGAAGAGUGUUUAGAGAUUGUGGGAAACCCUCAGAACAGCACUAAGUAUUUUUAAAUGACCUUCUGGGUUUUUCAAACAUUGCUGGUUGAUUUAAUAUCUUCAUUUAAUGGAAACAUUUGUUACCUGAGUGUAUCUAACACAUGAGAGGCACAAACUGGGGCAAGACCAGUAUGUCCUCGUUGUUGAAAACAUUUUGGCACAGCUGACUGUAAGGUGGCUCUGCUUUACUUUAAAAACCAAAAUGUGUACACUAGGUAUGACUUUCCAUCUGAAGGCAACCAAAGAAAUUCUUGUGUGUUUAGAGGAUUUGGGCUCACUUGGUUUGACAGGGUUCUUCCAUAUAUCCCCACUGGACUAUCUGGGCAUUAUCUGGCCUAUUGACUCUUGACUUGACUACAUUUGUACUAUCAUGAGUUUGAUCUCAUUUAGCGUCCAAAGAAGUUAUUGUUCCUUGACAAUCACUGUUCUCCUGCUGACAAAUCAUUGCCUUGCUGUAUUGUUUCUAGCACUUUCAUGCAUCAAUGCAAUGCUCUUUUUUAAAGAAAUGCCAAGGCUGGAUUUUUUAAAUCUGGGUUAUUUUGUAGACCUAUGCAACUGUAUGUCGCACUGUGUUUUAAAGGUAGCAGAUGCUGUUACUAGAGUUUGUUGCCACUACAGGUGGUAGUUACUGUGUGUUUCAAAUAACAUUACUAGGGCUAGUUUCCUUAUGGUACUUUUUCUGAAACUGUAACUUGAAGAAUGACAAUAACCACACCAAUCUACAAGUAUCCUGCUCUCCAAAAUAUUGACAAAGCAGUCUUGUAAUCAAUGGUUCUGCUAAUAAUCAAGAUAUUGGUCUUUUACUCACUGAAUCCAAGAUGCUGUAACUAUUAAUGCUCAUAAACGCACACCUACUUAACUUCAGGCCUCUUUUGAGGCGCACAAUGCUGAGUGUUAAAAGCUGACCAUAAUAUUGAAUUAUUGCUGUGGGUAUACAACUCAAUAUGACAGUUUUUCUUACUUUUAUAUUAGUUAAAUAAAUGAAAGAGGUUUGUAUCUUUGCUGUACACUAAUAUAUUGAACCUGUGGGGCAGGCCUUUAUGGUAGCUGACUUUUCUUUCUGAUUUGACAUGUUUUAAUUUGAGGAAUAUUAAACCAUUUUAAAAUAACAGCUUUUGUUUCACAUCUGAGGUGGGUCUUUUCAUGGGUGCAAAUACACUACAGAUCACAAGUUUUAGAAACACCUAGUUUUUCAUGUUUUUAUUUAAACGUACAUAGUUUAUUGUCUCAAUGUACAAACAAUUGGAGAUUA